This is a messenger RNA of Labeo rohita (rohu), 2614 nucleotides long. RefSeq names its product trichohyalin-like. NCBI's taxonomy places the organism in Eukaryota, Metazoa, Chordata, Actinopteri, Cypriniformes, Cyprinidae. The record is from RefSeq and is a predicted model, not a curated record. Gene Ontology annotation, molecular function: GTP binding.
AGUGCUCCUAGGGCAAAAGCUGCUGUAAACGCAAAAAAUGGUCACAUCAAAUGUUGAUUUCAUUUAGUUAAUAGAAGUGAACAAGAGAGUGCAAAGUCCAGAUGGCGAUCGUCCUAACAUGUCAGAGAUGAAUCUGGUUGUGUGUGGGAGUGACGAGACAAUAAAAUCCUCCAUAUCAGAGCUGAUCCGGCAGCAGACAGACAGAAGAUCAGACGUGGAUCUUCAUGGUCGUCUGAUCAAUCUGGUGGAGCUUCCAGCUCUGAUUCAUCUCUCAGAGGAGGAAGUGAUGCGUCAGACUCUCCGCUGUGUGUCUCUCUGUCAUCCUGGAGUUCAUGUUUUCAUCAUCAUUAUUCCUGUUGGUCCACUCAUCAGUGAAGACAAAGCAGAAAUAGAGACGAUCCAGAAGAUAUUUGACUCCAGAGAGCAUUUUGUUCUGCUCUUUUCCACUAAUCUCUCUGUUGAAGGACUUGCAACAGAGUUUGUCGAAUCCAACACAGAAUGUCAGAGGUUAAUCAGCCAUUGUGGAGGUCAUUACAGACUGAUGGGGUUAAAGGAACCUGUAAACUCCCGACAGAUCCCAGAACUGCUGGAUUAUAUAGAGAACAUGAAGACUGAACCCUAUUCAGUUCAGACGUAUGUGAGAACUCAAGUGAACAGAGUCAGACAUGAACUGGAGGAACAACACAAGAAAGAACUGAAGACACUGGAAGAUCAAAUCAAAGAAUUAAAGCAGAAGAUUCAGUCAGACGGAGCUGAAGAUGAUCUGAAGUGUCUAAGGAUUGUGCUGAUCGGGAGGACAGGAAAUGGAAAGAGUGCAACAGGAAACACUAUUCUGGGAAGAGAGGAGUUUGAGAGUGAAUUAAGCACAGAUUCACUGACGACUGUUUGUCAGAAAGGAGUCGGUGAAGUCGAUGGUCGAUCAGUAGCUGUUAUUGAUACUCCAGGACUCUUUGACAUGACACUGACAAAUGAACAAGCAGUGGAAGAAAUAAUGAAAUGUGUUUCACUGUCGUCACCUGGACCUCAUGUGUUUGUCAUUGUGUUGAGUUUGGGACGAUUCACAAAUGAAGAAACAGACACUGUGGAUCUGAUAAAGAAGAUCUUUGGUCAUAAAGCUGCUCAGUUCAGUAUCGUUCUGUUCACUAGAGGAGACGAACUUCAGGAGUCCAUAGAGGAUUAUGUGAAGAGGAGUAAGUCUGCACAACUCCAGAAACUGAUCAAAGAUUGUGGAAACAGAUUCCUGGUUUUCAAUAACAGAGAAAAACAGGAUAAAACUCAAGUGAUUCAACUGUUAAACAUGAUAGAAGAGGUUACAAAUGAGGGUCGAUACUUCACUAACAGCAUGUUUGAGGAGGCAGAGAUGUCCAUUAAAAAGAGAAUGGAGAGAAUAAUAAAAGAGAGAGAAAGAGAAAUUCAGACUCAAAAAGAUGAGUUACAAGCCAAAUAUGAGACAGAAAUGGAAGAGCUCAAGAAGAGACUCAAGGAAGAGAAAAGAAAAGCAAAUGAGGAGAGAAAACAAAGAGAGAAUGAGUUCAGACAAAAAGAGGAAAAACUGAAAAAAGAGUUUGAGGAAAAAGAGAAAACAGAACAGAAAAAACGAGAGACUGAAAACCAGAAACGAUCAGAAGAGGAAAAACAGCAAAGAGCUGAAUAUGACAGAGAAAUGGAAAAGAUGAAGAGAGAGAUUGAAAAUCAGAGAUUACAGUUUGAAAAACAGCAAAAAGAAAGAGAAGAAGCAGAUAGAAAGAGAGAAGAGAAAUACAGACAAGAGCAAGAAAAGAUGAAACAUGAGAAUGAAUGUGCCAUGGCAGAAUUAAAAAAGAAACAAGAAGAAGAAACUAAAAAGAGAGAUUUGAUGGAGAAAAGGAGGAAUAAAGACAAAGAGAAAGAAAGACAGAGAUGGGAAAGAAAAAUAAAAGAGGCAGAAAAUGAGAAAAAAGAGACUCAAGAGGAAAUUAAACGACAGCAGAGAGAAUGGGAGGAUGAAAUUAAAAGACAGACGAAAGAACGAGAGGAAGAAGAAAGAAAAAUAAAAGAACAACAUGAGAAACAACUGAGAGAAAAACAAGAAGAACUGAAGAAAAAUAGAGAGAAAUUUGAAAGAGAGAGAGAAGAAGAAAGAAAGCAUACAGAGGAUGAGAGACAGAGACAGAAAAGAGAAAGAGAAGAAAAAGAGAUGGAAUAUGAAGAAAAUAAACAGAAAAUGAAAAGGCAUUAUGAGCAACUGGAGCGAGAAAGAAAAGAGGAGUGGGAGAGAAGAAAACAAGAAGAUGAUGAGAAACAAGAAGAAGAGAGAACGAGAUGGAAGAAAAUGAUUGAAGAUCUGAAACAAGAGCAAGAAAAAGAGAAAAAGAAAAGAGAAAAGGAGGAGAAGAAGAGAAAAGAAAGAGAAGAGAAAGAGAAAGAUGAAAUAACACAGAAUUAUGAUGAGGAAAUAAGAGCCAUCAAGAAGAAACAUGACGAUGAAGCCAGAAAACAAGCAGAAGAACUGAAUAAAAUGAAAAGAAAAGUAUAUGUACAUGCCAUGAUGUCUUCAAAAGCAGCAUCCUGGAGUAAAGCAUCACCUCAGACAUCCAUGAACAAGAUUCAUGAGGACAAAGAGUCAUCUGAGUGA